Scylla paramamosain (green mud crab) is the source of this 2654-nucleotide messenger RNA. RefSeq lists its product as uncharacterized. Bases 610 to 2076 code for a protein of 488 amino acids. The transcript has 5 exons. Lineage: Eukaryota; Metazoa; Arthropoda; Malacostraca; Decapoda; Portunidae. The record is from RefSeq and is a predicted model, not a curated record.
AGAGAGAGAGAGAGAGAGAGAGAGAGAGAGAGAGAGAGAGAGAGAGAGAGAGAGAGAGAGAGAGAGAGAGAGAGAGAGAGAGAGAGAGAGAGAGAGAGAGUGUUCACCUCUAUGUCAUCCCCUCCCUCACUCAAUCUCUAAAAGUCACAAUAAUUUAUGACCAUGAAAACACAAGUCAUUCCCCGCCCUCCCUAUCCCCCCACACCUUCCCCUUCUGCACCCUCCCCACCCCUACAGUCACCCCAAUACACCCCUAGACUGUAGUAUCACCCCUUCUCUUUGUCACCUCAAUACACACCUCUUCUAAUCUUCCUGUCACCUCCAAUAUCACGCUCAAUACAAUCUCCUCUUUCCUUCGUCACCCUAACACAUCCUUCUCCCCACUUCGUUUAGUCACCCCCCACUAUAACCCCUCCCCGUCAUUUCCUCCCCUGCACCAACUGGCGGUACACCUUUCUCCACACACACACACACACACACACACACCUUAGCCUCAGUCUUCCUCGAGGUGUCAUUCAUAACACACACGAAAACGCACACUCAACGCCGUCAUGUGUACACGCUGAACACACACACACACACACACACACACACACACACACACACGCCAUGGCCUCAGUGCCGCGUGUACCCAGUGUGUGUCUUAGUCUGGGCAUCUUAACUCUAAUGCUCUAUAUCACGUUCACCCCAACAAGGCUCCGCCCUACACCGCGCCCCUCGCCCCAUAUACCAGGCAGUAGUAGGAACAACAACAACAACAACAACAACAACAACAACAACAACAACACUAUCAUCAUUAACCAUAACAGCACCAUCAUCAACAAUAGCAACAAGAGCACCAGCACCAGCACCACCAAUAUCAACAACAACAACAACAACAACAACAACAACAACAACAACAACAACAACAACACGGUGAACAAAAGCGACCAAGAAGGAAAAACAGCCUCGGGAGGAAAGGAAACUCUGAAUUUUUAUGAGGCUGGCGAUGGUGGCGACAGGGACGAUGGAGGAGGAGGAGGAGGAGGAGGAGGAGGAGGAGGAGGAGGAGGAGGAGGAGGAAGACGCAGUGGUGGUGGCCUGCAUCAAGAAACCCCAUUGUCCCCUGGCGUGGAAAACCUGCAUGUAUUUAUAAAAGAACAGAACGAGGUUAAAGAGUGCGAUGUAGAAGUGAAUUUGUCCCCGUGUCCUUGUGAGCGCACUGUGAGAGCCGCCCUUCCCCGCUGUCCAGGUCCAGGGGCAGCACGGGUGGUGGCCAGUGUCAAGGCCGCCUUGGGGGACUCCACGUGCAGCGACUGGGCCACAGCGAGGGGCGGCAACCAGCGGGUGAUAAGCUACAGCCUGUUCGGAGCUUUCCCCAGUCCCUACCACCGGGGAAUACAAGAGCUAGCAGGGCAGGUACACCGCGCCUACCCUGACUGGACUAUGAGGGUACACCACGCUCUUAAUUUGUCCAUACAGGCGCAGAGGGAGUGGCUGUGUGGCUUGGCGUGUCAGCACCCUCAUCUGGAUUUCUGCCAUGUUGCUCAUCUGUCGGGAGGCGUGGGUGACCUCCGCGGCUCGGUGGGGUCAGUGUGGCGCGCUGCAGUGUUGGGUGACCCUCUGAUUACCCGCUACAUGAUAAGGGAUGCAGACGCGCCACUCUUGCCCCGGGAGGUGGAGGCGGUGAAGGACUGGCUCUCCUCAGACAAGUGCUUCCACGUGAUGCGAGACAGCCCCCACCACGACCAGGCAGUGAUGGCGGGGCUGUGGGGGGGAUGCGGGGACUGGCACGCCCCGGCACUGCCCAGACUAAGAGACCAGCUGUUCAAGUGGUGCCCCAGCCGUGCCCCGCCCUCCGUGGAUCAGCUGUAUAUUAAUAUGCUGCUAUGGCCACUAAUACGAAGGAACCUCACAGCCCACGACUCCUACCACUGCACCUCCUUCACCGCCACCCGCCCCUUCCCCACCAGGAGGCGAGGGCGUGGCUUCGUGGGGAUGCGUUCCUUUCGCCCCGCCCACGCCCAAGACGCCCUCUCCGCGCCUUGCCCCGCCCAGUGCAGACCGCCAGAGCAUAAGAAUUGGGAUUACUGCUGACGAAGACGCUGACGAAGAUAGAUAGAUAGAUAGAUAGAUAGACAGAUAGAUAGAUAGAUGAACCAAAAACAAACAAAUAAGGUGAAGAUAGACAGACAGAUAGAUAGACAGACAGACAGACAGACAGACAGACAGACAGACAGACAGACAGACAGACAAAGUUACAACACCAGCAGUAUUUAUUAGACUUAAGUUAUCUCAAUAAAAAGUUGAUAAAAAAGUCUCAUAUCUUCCUUGUACACACGCACGCACGCACGCACUGAAAGUUACGUCACUAUUACUGCGAAGGAAAUUAAAAACAGGAGGAGGAGGAGGAGGAGGAGGAGGAGGAGGAGGAGGAGGAGAAAUAGAAAUAAAUAGAUAAAUAAAUAAAAACUACUCUUCCACGCUCUUCCCCUUCAUUCCUUCUUCCCUUCCCUUCUCCAUUCUUUCCCUUCCUUCCUUUCCCCAUUUCCACCCCUUCCUAUCUUAUCUUUCUUUAUCAUUUCCUCUGUUUCCUUGUCCUCUCCUUUAUCACCCUCCGUUCGUUUCACUUUCAUCACAAUUCUACACACCCAAACACACACACACACUCCUCC